Messenger RNA from Petromyzon marinus (sea lamprey), 620 nucleotides. The record is from RefSeq and is a predicted model, not a curated record. NCBI's taxonomy places the organism in Eukaryota, Metazoa, Chordata, Hyperoartia, Petromyzontiformes, Petromyzontidae.
AUCAGCUGUAGCAGCGCCAUCACCAUCACCACCACCGCCACCACCACCGCCAUCGUCAGCAGCUAUAGCGGCACCACCAUCCAGCAGCAGCAGCAGCACACAGCCGGGCACCCAGCUGACAUCUUGCGGCGGCACCAUGGGGCGGAGAGAUUUGCGCCACCUGGACCAUCUCCUCGCCCCUGGGCGAGGCGCACCGCUCUCUUCCUCCUCCUCAUCACCGCCGCCGCCACCGCCGCUGUCCGUCAGCAUCCUCCUCCUCCUCCUGCUGCUGCUCCUGCUGCUGCUGGCACCUCAGCCGGCAGAGUCCUGCGGACCCGGUCGCUUGAACGGGGGCCGGUGGCGCCCUGCGCGCAAGCUGACGCCGCUCGCCUACAAGCAGUUCGUGCCCAACGUGGCCGAGAAGACGCUGGGCGCCAGCGGCCGCUACGAGGGGAAGAUCGCGCGCGGCUCCGAGAGGGUUCCGGGAGCUGACGCCCACUACAACCCCGACAUCGUGUUCAAGGACGAGGAGAGCACGGGGGCCGACCGCCUCAUGACGCAGGUGAGGGUGCCUUGAUGGGGGGGUGGGGGUGGUGGGGAUUAGGUGAGGAUGGAUGAUGAUGUGGAGGAAGACGAGGAUG